Molecule: messenger RNA, 516 nt
Organism: Rotaria sp. Silwood1
Lineage: Eukaryota; Metazoa; Rotifera; Eurotatoria; Philodinida; Philodinidae
Source: the annotation of a GenBank genome assembly
AUGAAUUAUGAAUCCUAUCAUAACAUGACAAGUAAUCAGAAACAUCGUAUAUGCAAUGGUGAUGAAUUACAAGAAACAAUUAAUCAAUUAGAGCGUAAAAAACUACAAUUAUCAAGUACAAAUAAUAAUAAGCAAAGCGAAUGUAAAAUGAACAAUAACAAUAUUACAGUAACAAACUAUGCAUUGAACUAUGCUGCAGAUUAUCAAUAUCCACCUUUCAAACUAGAAUGUGAACCAAAAUCAAAUGAUAAAAAACAAGAUGAAAAAUUAGUUAAUGAAUUGUUAAAAUAUAUUAGGAAUGAUUUUUUAUAUGAAAAUCUCUCUUUUUCAAAACCAAUUUUAGUUGAUACAUGGUGGAUUGAUUUUGAAGGAAAUAUUCAAUUGAUUAUUAAAACAACAGAAUUAUACGUGUAUUUAUGUAAGAAAGAAAGGUAUCCAAGUGAAUUAAUUAAUAUUAAUAUUAAUCCAAUAUCAACAACACAUUUACCUCCGCUACACACAAUCAUUUUAAAAUAG